AUGUCACCUAUCGCUCCAAUUACUGGUACCUUGAAAAAGAAGAUUAUUUUUGACAUCUCUGUCGGUUUCACUAUUGGAGGUGUUCUUGGUGCUGCUUGGUGGUGGGGUUUCCACGUUCCUAAAGUCAACAAGAGAGAAGACUACUAUGCUAAGUUGGCUAAGGAAAAAGCUGCAGAGCAGUAA
This is a messenger RNA of Eremothecium sinecaudum, 183 nucleotides long. It is a transcript of the gene COX9, whose product is annotated as cytochrome c oxidase subunit VIIa. NCBI's taxonomy places the organism in Eukaryota, Fungi, Ascomycota, Saccharomycetes, Saccharomycetales, Saccharomycetaceae. The transcript has a single exon. Bases 1 to 183 code for a protein of 60 amino acids. Gene Ontology annotation, biological process: mitochondrial electron transport, cytochrome c to oxygen. The record is from RefSeq and is a predicted model, not a curated record.